Messenger RNA from Centropristis striata (black sea bass), 2283 nucleotides. Its product is annotated as F-box only protein 40-like. Bases 20 to 2164 code for a protein of 714 amino acids. Lineage: Eukaryota; Metazoa; Chordata; Actinopteri; Perciformes; Serranidae. The record is from RefSeq and is a predicted model, not a curated record. The transcript has 9 exons. Gene Ontology annotation, cellular component: cytoplasm. Gene Ontology annotation, molecular function: ubiquitin protein ligase activity; protein binding; zinc ion binding.
GCUUCAGGUGUGGAGCCGAAUGAGUUUCAGGAUUAGGAAACCUCUGAUUCAAUUUCCUGUAGACAUGAGUCAGCGUGUUGGAGCCUCCAGGGGUCGGCAGCACGUCCACUGUGACUCGUGCUACAGCCGGCGCUGCAGGGCUCGGGUGGAGGUCUCAGUGUGCUGCGCUCUCACCUCCUGCCGCCUGCUCUGUGGAGCCGUCUAUCACCUGUGCAAAGAGGAGGAUCACCUGUUGCUCUGCCCCAACGUCAGGGUGCCCUGCCUCAACGCCGGCUACGGCUGCCCGCUGCAGCUGCCCCGCUCCUCGCAGGCCGCCCACCUCCACGUGUGCCCGGCCAGCGUGGUGUGCUGCUCCAUGGAAUGGCUCCGGUGGCCAACGGAUGAAACGUACCCACACGGUGAGAUAGCUCUGUUGGAGAAGGUGCAGGAGGAGAGUUACGGGCAGGAGGAGCCUCUGGACCUCGCCAUGACCCUGGUGGAUCAGAAAGAGCUUUAUGACCGGCUGAAGAUGAAACCUCUGUUCCCAGAACUGAUGGAAGAGCAGGAAGAAGAGGAAGAAGAAGAGAUAAAGGAGGAGAAGAAAGAGGAGACAGCAGUGGGAGGGUUUUCAAAUGGUGUCACAGAGGAAGAUAAAGGUCCGAACACGUUUGCUCCUGCAGAAAACAUUGUUGAAGAAGAAGAACCUCCUCCGAGUAAUCAAAAGAUCAACAUUGAGAAGUACAACCUGUUUGAGAUGAUGUUCAGCAUGGAGAGAGGCGCCUGUGCGGUCGCUGAGGCGAACCUCAACAAACCCCAAGAGAAGCCCGCUGAGCCGGUGAAGGAGAACAAGCCGAAGAAAGACGAACCGGCAGCAGACACCAACAAGACGGGUCAGGCUCCCUGGCAGGAGGGCGUGCUGGAGCGCCUGGGGCAGGAGCUCACCCCGCAGGAGUACAACAUGUACAUGGUGCAUCACGGCCGCAUGCUGAUCACCUUCGGAAAGAUCAAAGCCUGCACGCCGAGGGAGGACGACUUUGUCUACGGCAGCCUGGAGCCCAUCCCUGUCCAGACUCUGCACUCCUUCAAGAUCCCCGACAGCUACCACUACAGCGACCGGCGGAUUCAUCAAUACGACACGACUCGAGCUCCCAGCGAACCUCGUGGUGUCGACACGUCCGACCUGGAGGUCAAUGAAGAGGAGUGGUUCUCUGAUGAAGCAGCAGCCACACUGCUGGGCUACGCAGACAAGGAGGUCCGGGGGCACAAGAUCAGUGAGUUAAACCCAGCCGACGGGAUGUUCAUUGACGAGGGGACGCAGACGUUCGCGUUCCGCGCGGCUCCGUUUCAGACCAAGGCGACCCUGGGGGAGGUGACGGCGGACCGGCCGCUGAAGCUCCGCCUCCAGCUGCAGUCGGAGCGAGUAAGCGCCCGACACAACCGAGCCAGCUGCGUCUUCAGCUUCCUGUGCGGCCACAGCUUCCUGCGCAGAGAGUUCGCAACGCAUUUCAGGAACGUGCACAGUGACAUCCAGACGGGUCUGAGCGGAUGGUUCGAGGAGCGAUGCCCACUGUCGUACCUGGGGUGCACCUACAGCCGGCGGAGGUUUCAGCCAUCCACGCAUAAAGCCACCGUCUACUACAAUAAGCAGCUGAGAAUUUUCAACCUGCGUCCAACACUCGAAGUCUCUCAGCCGCCCAGGCACUCAGACUCCCCCUUCUCCUCCUCCUCCUCUGCUCAGAGGAAGAGAGGAGGUCGGGGAAAAGGAGGCGAGGACCCUCUGAGUUCGCUGCCCUACGAGGUGCUGUGCCACAUGGCCAGUUUCCUGGACAGUCUGUCCCUGUCCCAGUUGGCUCUGGUGUCCCGGCUGAUGAGGCAGGUGUGCUCGUCUCUGCUGCAGGAGAGAGGGAUGGUCAGCCUCCGCUGGGAGAGGAGCAGCAAGGAGCACGGAGGAGCCAAGUGGACGGCCAAACCUGUCUGGGAGUUCAGUCCCCUCUUUUCCUCGGUGGACUCUUGGCACAUGGGGGACGUCUCUCAGCUGUCUGCUCAUCUGAAAGUCUGUCCUUUCUACAAGACGUCUCCGCACAGUGAGCGGGUUCGCCUCCCAAGCAUGGGAGACAAACAGGAGGGCGGCCAGGAGAGGCUCAGCCUGGUCAAACACUUCAGAGGAAAGAGACUGAGAGAGUGAAGAAGAUGCUUUAACUGCUGUGUCACAGUUUAUUUAUCAGUGUGUCAUUGAUGCUGCACAGUUCAGGGCGUCUGAUAACCAGCGUGUCACAGAGAAAAUAAAGUCAACGUGAACUUGUG